GCGCAGAGGAAUACGUCUGGGCCCCAGAGGGGAGGAUCCUGGGAGAACUAUGCACAACUCUCGAGUCACCCUCCAGCUUCAUAGAGAAGUCUGCCCAAAGCGGAGCCCUACUUCGACACAGACACUUAAGAGAGAACACACCAGCACCCACAUCAGCCUUCCUCUCCGAGCCUGAUAUUCUCAAUCUUGGCCAACCUUUGGAACCAGCGGUCUCAUGGUUAAAGCUCUGAGCUCGGACUGGGGAGACCCAGGCUCAGAGCUCUGCUUGGCCACAAAAGCUCCCUGGGUGAGCCGGGAACAGUCAUGAGCUCUCAGCCUAACUCACCGGGCAUGAUUUUGAUUUUGUAAGGAUAAGAGCGGGGAGAGACACAUGGACAGCGCAAGUACUUUGGAAGAAGGUGAGCAGCUGCUGCAUGUGAUAUACAACAGGGCCUCUUGGGAUACCUCUGCGGAUCAUCCACCCCAAGUGAGAAUCAGAAAGGGUUGGGAUAAAUGUGAUUAGCCUUCUCUCCUCUGCAAGGCCAUGGCUGCCGCUGCUCCUCACCUCAAUUCGGAUGCGUUGCGAGAAGUCCUGGAGUGCCCCAUUUGCAUGGAGUGCUUUACUGAGGAGCACCUGAGGCCAAAGCUCCUGCACUGUGGCCACACCAUCUGCAAGCAGUGCUUAGAGAAGCUCCUGGCCAACAGUAUCAACGGCAUCCGCUGCCCGUUCUGCAGCAAGAUCACAAGGAUCACGAGCCUGGCUCAACUGACCGACAACCUUACCGUGCUGAAGAUCAUAGACACGGCAGGGCUCCAUGAAACGGUGGGCCUCCUCAUGUGCAAGGCCUGUGGACGGCGGCUCCCCAAGCACUUCUGUAAGAGCUGUGGCUCGGUCCUGUGUGAGCCGUGCAAGGAGGCUGAGCACCUUCAGCAGGGCCAUUGUGUGGUCGCCAUCAAAGAGGCGGCCGACGAACGGAGGCGAGAGUUUGGGACCCGGCUUGGGCGGCUGCGAGAGCUCAUGGGGGACCUGCAGAAGAGGAAGACAGCCCUAGAAGGGAUCUCAAAAGACCUGCAGGUGAGGUACAAAGCUGUCUUGCAGGAGUACAGCAAAGAGGACCGCAAGAUCCAGGAGGAGCUGGCGAGGUCCCGCAAGUUCUUCACCAGCUCCCUCUCCGAGGUGGAGAAAGUGAACAACCAGAUCAUGGAGGAGCAGGCUUACCUGCUGAACAUUGCAGAGGUGCAGAUCGUGUCACGGUGUGACUACUUCCUUGCCAAAAUUAAACAGGGGGACAUUGCCCUCCUCGAGGAAGAAGGAGACGAGGAGGAGCCCGAACUAAUGAACAGCCUCCCGAAAGAGCUGACCCUGCAAGAGGUGGAGCUCCUCAAAGUGGGACAUGUUGGGCCACUGCAAAUCGGACAGGUAGUCAAGAAACCUCGGAGCAUCAACAUGGAGGAAUCGCUGAUGGAGGCUGUGGCAUCAACCUCAGUGUCUUUCAGAGAGACCGAUGUGGCUCAGGAAGAAGCCACCGUAUUGCCCAACUGCUCUUCUGCCAAACCAAGGGCGCCAGAAGCAGCCGCCAGUAUCCAGCAGUGCCACUUCCUCAAAAAGAUGGGCUCCAAGGGCAGCACACCAGGGACUUUCAAUCUGCCCGUCAGCCUACAUGUCACUCCUCAGGGGGAAGUGCUUGUAGCAGAUCGCGGCAACUUCCGAAUUCAAGUCUUUACCCGCAAGGGCUUCCUGAAGGAGAUCCGCCGGAGCCCCAGUGGAAUUGACAGCUUUGUGCUCAGCUUCCUCGGGGCAGAUCUGCCAAACCUGACUCCCCUCUCAGUCACCAUGAACUGCCAUGGUCUGAUUGGCGUGACUGACAGUUAUGACAAUUCUGUGAAGGUGUACACAAUGGACGGACACUGUGUGGCGUGCCACAGGAGUCAGCUCAGCAAGCCCUGGGGCAUCACCGCUCUGCCAUCAGGACAGUUUGUUGUGACUGAUGUGGAAGGUGGAAAACUUUGGUGUUUCACCGUAGACCGUGGCAUUGGGGUGGUGAAGUACAGCUGCUUGUGCAGUGCAGUGCGGCCCAAGUUUGUCACGUGUGAUGCUGAAGGGACUAUCUACUUCACCCAGGGGCUGGGUCUGAACCUUGAAAACCGCCAGCAUGAGCAUCAUUUGGAGGGCGGGUUUUCUAUAGGUUCUGUCGGCCCAGAUGGGCAGCUGGGUCGGCAAAUCAGCCACUUUUUCUCAGAGAACGAAGACUUCAGAUGCAUUGCUGGGAUGUGCGUGGACGCCCGGGGAGACCUGAUCGUUGCAGACAGCAGCCGGAAAGAAAUCCUCCAUUUCCCCAAGGGCGGUGGCUACAACAUCUUAAUCCGAGAGGGACUCACAUGCCCUGUUGGCAUAGCCAUCACUCCGAAGGGACAGCUGUUGGUCUUGGACUGUUGGGAUCAUUGCAUUAAGAUCUACAGUUACCACUUGAGGAGGUACUCCACUCCUUAGGAGGAAGCUGUGCUCCCUGCCUCUAGAUUCCUCCACAGUCCUCAACGGGCUGGCUGACAUCAGUGCCAUAGUUUUCAAGCAGGCUAUGCCACAGGCCUGGCUCAGUUAGUGCAGUAGCAGCCAUAGUCUUGUAUGUGCCCUUAGAAGAUAAUUAGGCCUUGGGUGCGAUUUUGUGUUAACAGUGAAGGAUUACCCCAAGCACUUUUCACCGAUCGCCACCCGGUCCUUGCCUCACUGCAUGUGUGUGGUGCUCAAGAUCUGGUUCCUUCAUUAGAAUCCCCCUUAAUAGGUUUUCCCCAGCAAUAGUUGGUAGCUCUUGUCCACAGUGGGAUCCCUUUGACUUCCUGAAUACCUUGGUAUAGCCAACUCAUCACAUAAUGAAUUCACCAGCACCCACAACAGCAUAAAAGCAAACACAAAUGUACAGCUCACCACCACCCCUGCCCAGGAUCUUGCAUCUAGUUAUGGUGCCAAAAGACCCCCAGUUUAUGACAGUUGUGUAUGACUUUGCACUCUUUGAAGGGGAAAUAGGUCUGGGGUGAUUGCAGAAGAUCAGCUUAAGGCAGAGAAUGGUCUCCUGGGAAUUCACAUUAUUCUUAUUUUUUGAACUAGCAGAGGGUUGUGGGGGGUGGGGAUCCUACGCAGGACGAAAUUGAUUGGGGUUUGUUCUUAAUGACUCUGUGUUGUAUCUUGCUUUCAAAAUGUUUUGGAAGGUUAUGUUUCUUGUUGACACUUUGCCAGGGAAGGUGAAAUUGGAGUAAACAAGAUCAAAUGUGACAAAUGA
Molecule: messenger RNA, 3254 nt
Organism: Hemicordylus capensis (graceful crag lizard)
Lineage: Eukaryota; Metazoa; Chordata; Lepidosauria; Squamata; Cordylidae
Gene: TRIM32
Product: tripartite motif containing 32
Exons: 3
Coding region: 524-2470 (648 amino acids)
Molecular function (GO): protein binding; zinc ion binding
Source: RefSeq, a predicted model, not a curated record